AUGAAAUCCCUGGCGGCGUUUUGUUCCGUUUCCACUGCAGGGUUCCCGUUUAUUCUCAAGCACCCUCUCUGUGUUUCUGCUCUGCAGCACCGCAGGCUGAUUAAGGAACACUUUCCAAGCCACAGGGCUCCCCCUUUGUUAGUCUCCUACACUCUUUCAUUGCUUGUAUUAUCCCCUCAUUUCACUCCAUUUUCGGUCUAAUUUCAAAUUUCUUGAGCUCUCUAAAAUUCUGUAGCCUUCUCCACUCAGUGUUUUCUAGCCUUAUUUUUUUUUUAUUCACCUUACUUUUAUUAUCUCUGCACAAACUAGUAUUUUCUUUUUUUCUUUAGUCUACUUUUCCUGGAUUUUUGCUAAUAGCCUUGAUCUGUAGCAGUCAAACUCAUUACAGUCUAGGUACUCUUCAUCUUUUUCAGUUUUUCAUUCUGUUUCUUAUGUCAAAGGAAGAAAUGUAUGUGAAAGCCUUUUACAAACCAGAAAGCACGAUACACUCGUAUAACUUAUUGAGAUUAACAAAGGGCCACUGUGCCUCUUUUCACGCUUUCUGCUCCUUCUGAGCCAAAAGAACUUCUCCAUAGAGGAGGGGAAUAUUGAAGAAACAUAAAGCAAUGGAGUUGUCUCUUAGCAACCGGGUCUGCCUUAUAAAUCUUACUUUAGAUUACUGCUGCUCAAAAUCACUUGCUUUUCUUACUGGCUUAGUGCAAAUAAUGUUAUUAAAUUAUCGGAAGAGAAAGGAAAAAAUAUACUGAAUGAGUCGCUUAGUUCAUCAACUCCGCUCUAUCUUUGCAUAACGCUGUUGAUAUAGUUGGGUUGUCUCUUUCUCUUGGUUCAAAUUGAAAAAGUUUAUAAAUAUAUCUUUUGUUGUUACUUAAGUUGUAAAGUAAGUAGAAACUAAAUACCACCUUAUACAUUUCUAGGUUACCUGACUCCUGAAACAAUAUGGGUCGUAUAGGUAGUAUAUAACAGACACUGCGUAUAAAUUAGGUUGUACAUUUAAAGAAAAGCGGGUAUACAAAACUCAAACCAGAUUGUGGUAUGAUUAUUUGCAUUAUAAAAAUAACUCGUGAGUAUUCUUCAGAUAUCUUUUAGUGCCUCCUGUGCUAGACAAUGGGAGAGAUAUUCUCUUCGUGUGUGUGUGUGUGUGUGUGUGUGUGUGUGUGUGUGUGUGUGUAAAUAGUCCUUGGCUUCCCCAGUAAUAAGGUAGAUAAGACUUGCAACAAAUAAGGCAGUGAACUGAUAAAUGCCUGUGAGUGGAAAGCCAAGCGCGGAGGAUGGAAAGGUCCCUCCCAGCCUGGUGAGCUGUUACGAUUACAUGGACAAGGUGACAUGUUCAAGAAUCCAAGACUAACAGAGAUUUUGUCAAGUUUGGAAUUAAGACAAGAUUGAAGUGGUUGGCAAGAUAUUGGUGCCUUCAGCACUAGAACAAGGAGUUUAAAUUUUAGCCAGUAACAGUAUGACUAAAUACAUUGAGAAGCUAGAAGAGAUCAAAAAAAAUUACAGAUACAAAAAAGAUGAGCUUUUCAAGAGACUAAAAGUUACCACCUUUGCCCAGCUGGUCAUCCAGGUUGCUUCCUUGUCAGAUCAAACACUGGAAGUGACAGCUGAGGAGAUUCAAAGACUGGAAGACAAUGAUUCUGCGACUUCAGACCCUGAUGCCGAAGUCACUGCCAGGACCAAUGGGAAGGGGAGCCCCGAUGAGCCGCCGCCGAGCCCUGUCCAGUUCAUAAAUAGCGUGGGAGCGGGGGACUCCAGUCGCUCGACACUCCAGAGCGUCAUCAGUGGUGUUGGAGAACUGGACCUAGACAAAGGGCUGGCGAAGAAAGCAGAGCCCAGCAGCCGAGACACGCCGUACCCCGACUGCCCCUUCCUGCUGCUGGAUGUGCGCGACAGAGACUCGUACCGGCAGUGCCACGUCGUCGGAGCUUACAGUUACCCAAUUGCAACUCUGUCUAGAACAAUGAACCCUUAUUCAAAUGAUAUUCUUGAAUAUAAAAAUGCUCACGGCAAGAUCAUCAUUCUGUAUGACGACGAUGAGAGGCUGGCCAGCCAGGCGGCCACCACCAUGUGCGAGCGGGGAUUUGAAAACCUCUUCAUGCUUUCCGGAGGUCUCAAAGUCUUAGCUCAGAAAUUCCCAGAAGGACUGAUUACGGGUUCCCUGCCUGCAUCUUGCCAGCAAGCCCUUCCUCCUGGUUCUGCCCGGAAACGACCCGGCCCCAAAGUGCCACCCGCACCGGCUGAGAAUAAGUGGAGAUUUACCCCAGAAGACCUAAAACAGAUAGAAUAUUACCUGGAAGAGGAGCAGGGUCCGACAGACAACCUCAGCCGGCUGAGCCACGCUAAUGCCUCGGCAAGAGACUCCAAGGUCCCCGGCAGCCGCAGCGCUCAGAACCUGCCCAGCGGGGGCCCUGCCAGCCACGCGAACCCCCGCUCUCAAGGCAGCGGCCACCUGCAAGGCAAACCCUGGAAGUAAAGACUCUGUCUGUCCCACUCAAAUAAAUGUUUUCUCUGCUUGCGGACCCCUGAGCAGUUCCCCAGCUGGUCCUUUUCAGACCAGGACACGCGUGAUAGGCCCCUGCCCUCUUCCUCUCCAGCUCCAGAGGGUUUGUACACGACCCAGAGGCAGCACAGGCUCGUGUCCACCCGUCAUCCACACCAUAUUCACGUCUCUGGAACUGAGUAGGAAGAAAGGGUCUCUGGGGG
This is a messenger RNA of Myotis daubentonii (Daubenton's bat), 2697 nucleotides long. It is a transcript of the gene CEP41, whose product is annotated as centrosomal protein 41. NCBI's taxonomy places the organism in Eukaryota, Metazoa, Chordata, Mammalia, Chiroptera, Vespertilionidae. The record is from RefSeq and is a predicted model, not a curated record. Gene Ontology annotation, biological process: cilium assembly. Gene Ontology annotation, cellular component: ciliary basal body.